This is a messenger RNA of Andrographis paniculata, 1065 nucleotides long. RefSeq lists its product as uncharacterized. Lineage: Eukaryota; Viridiplantae; Streptophyta; Magnoliopsida; Lamiales; Acanthaceae. The coding region runs from base 43 to 729 and encodes 228 amino acids. The record is from RefSeq and is a predicted model, not a curated record. The transcript is spliced from 5 exons.
GUGAAUGACUGCCGGCCUUAUCUGUUACCUUUGAAUUUCUCCAUGGGCGGCGGCGACUACUUGCUUGAUGCAGAUUUAGAUUCCGUUUCCGGCGGCGACGGACGGAGUUCAGUGGUGGAGAUUCGCCGUGGAGGUAAAUCGUGCUCUCAAAAUAACGGGGAUUCGGUGUUCGGAUCGGUACCGUCUCGGUUUGAAGUCGAGAAGGCGAUUCUCGAUCUGGAAAGGUUUAUGAGCGGCCUUUCCAAUUCUAAAUCAGAGCUUAAUGGUGUUAAAGGAUUGCUGCAUGAUCAGCAGUCAAAAAUCCUGGAAGCUCCUGGAUUUGCAAAAUUUAUGGAAGCUUUCUCUAUGAUGCGAUCGGACCCAGCGUUUCAGAAAUCUGUCGCCUCCAUUUCUAGUGAUAAAGCUGUUUGGGAAGCCCUUAUGAGUAAUAAGGCGGUUCGGCGUUUGCAAGAUUCGAUCCCUAAAGCUAAACAACAGGAGCUCCUAACAUACAGUGAAGAACCGGACAUAGCGAUCCUUAUCUUGAAAUGGAUCACGGACUUCACCAAAGCAAAAAUUUUAGAACUGGUGGACAAAUUCUUAUUGCUGGUGAACGAGAUUCUCCAACCGGUUUUGAAGAGGAGACCUUCCUCGGAUCGCCCCCAACUUUUGGAUGAGAAAGUUAGAUCAUCGUUUGUGCUCUCUGUGGUUAUCAUUCUGAUUGUUAUUACCACUCGAAGCCAGGGCUAACUCGAUGGAGCUCAAGAAUGCGAGUUUUCUGACGGAAUCGGAUUAAAGCAAUGCUUGGAUGUGUGCAUAUGGUUGGUGCCGGGCCCAGCGACCACAUGGUCGCACAGCCACGCCGGGCCGGUGAAAGGAUUGUUAUUAGUACGAUGACGAAAGCAAUUUGUUCCGCAUAUGGAAUGGGUAUGUAUCUAUUGUUCUACUAUAUUCUACUAUAUUGCGAGUCUUUGUUGCACUAUUCAUCAACUGUUACACUGUCGCUCUCUCAAUGAAUCGACAUUCUUGAGAAAGAUACAAAACAUACCCGUGUUGCAUUGCAAUGUCUCGUGGUUUUUUGUUUUU